UGAAUGCGAAGCGGGUCCCACCUGCACCUGGGCAGUGGUAAAGCGCUGCUAAAUUUCUAUGUAUGUGGUCUUCAACCUUCUGGGUGCUGGGUUCUAGGCUCUUUUAAUUUUUUGCAACAUUCAGGGCUCAAUUCAAUCGUUAGCACCCAAAUUCCAAUCCAAACAAUAACAACCACCCAACUACAAUUGCGACUGCGAUAUUAACCUCUGACUGUUUGUUUCUCCGAAAUCACACGCUCGCUCAUUUCCUCCAUCUAGCGUUUCCGUCUAUCGAACUUCCCGUUUUUGCUCCUUGUCGUCUUCCUAAACCGGCUUCCGAUUUUACGUGCACACUUACUAUUCCCGAUAACCGGUGAUCUAAUCGGCGUGGAGUUCCCUAGAGUUAUCCUACGAGGAGAGUGCGUCAGGGGGAGCUAGCUAUCGAGAAUUAGGCCGUCGUUGGCCUACGUUCUUGGGCAUCCGUCUUUGAACAAUUCCAUCGAAAGGAAGGAGAGAAAAAAAAUAAAAAAGGAGGGGUGAAAGAGAAGGAGAGGCACCGAAACCGAUAGUGGAAGAAGCAAGAAGAAAAAGAAAAAGAUAAUUCUAAAACACAGGGAACAAUAUAACCUAAGCAACGCCACAGUCUCAAAUUUAUUCUUACCUGAGAUUGAACGGGGCCUUCGCUCUACCUCUAGCAAAGCCGACGAUGAACUUCGACUCCGGCACCGCAUACGCGGAAUCAGACGCCGACGACGAAUACGAAAGGAGUGUUCAUACUAGCUCUCCAGUACUUGCCACCGAUUCUGAAAUAUCCCCAACCGACUCCGAGGGUCGUUCCUCUACCGAGCACACGCCUACUACCUACGGUCAUCGCAGUAGUGCCGACAGAUUGCCUGAGACUAUAAUAUCUGAAUGGGAUGCCGAUGAAUGUGCAGAUUUCAUCGCGAGUAUAGGGUUGCAGCAGUACUCAGAUCGGUUCAUCGAGAACGAGAUCGUCGGCGAAGCUUUAGUGGCUCUGCUGCACGAUGACCUCAAAGCUAUGGGGGUAGCCAGUGUCGGCCAUCGCUUGACAAUACUUAAGAGUGUCUAUGAUGUGAAAAAAGCACAGGAUGUUCCCAUAGAAAGCGAUCACUAUGUGCCACUAUCUGCCGACGCCGAAGCUCAAUAUGCCACCGCGACCCUGAAAGAUAUUAAGCACCUGGUCGAGCAACUUCGCCUCCGAGAUGAGAGGAUGGGUUUCUUAGAACAAGACCUACGACGCAUGACCGAGGACUUCAGACGUCUUCGCGAAGAUAUGCUGCCGGCUUUGCGCCUCGCUAAGGACGCGCAGCAACCCCUGCCUCACCUAUCCAACAAUCAAGGCAGCUACGGCUAUGAGACCUCAACAGUUUCCCCUCCAGCUCCUACUCCUUCGUCAGAUCAAUCUUCCAAUGGGCUGAAGCGACAAUACUCUACCAAGAAAAUCGUCCUUGGUACGAAUCCCAAGAGCACAUCCCCAACUCAUCUGCAGACUACUCAUGAGCGGCCUUCGGUAGAACAAACCCUAGACCCUGCGAAUGCCGCCGAAAGAGCCGUCAUGUCAUCCUCGCAUCUAGCCGCCAUGAACGGUUCCGGCCAGGCCACGUCGCCUGGCUACUCUCCGAACAUACCCUCGCCUACCUCACCCCCAACUUUGGGCAGCGCCACCCUAGCCUCUCGUUCUUAUCGAUCUGACGACCGACAAACACCGUCCGGUCGUACGACAUUCUCGGAGAGCGAACACGGGUACGGCUCUAAGCCUAUCGCACCACGGCGGAUGCAAACUCCUGUCCCCGAGACGCCGGGCUCUAACUCAGCUUCGGUGGAGAUCUUUAAGUCGUUCAGGGUCAGUAUGGAUGAUCCUUGCUACAAGGUUCUCCCCGCGGCCCUGAAGAAAUAUCAGAUCAACGCUCCGUGGGAUCAGUAUGCGCUUUACAUCGUCUAUGGCGAUCAAGAACGAUGUUUGGGUUUGCACGAGAAACCAUUGAUCCUUUUUAAGCAAUUGGACAAGGAAGGGAAGAAGCCUAUGUUCAUGCUACGGAAAACAAACACAGCACAAGCCGAUGCCGAAACUCCCGGUAGCGCUGGCUUGGUCCCCGGGAACGCGAGAGGGGUUAGUUAUGAUCCGCCCGGUGGGAUUAUAUGAUUCCAGCGCGCGUUCUGUCUGGUUACGUAUUCCUCACAUACUAAACUCACGUUUCCAAACUAUCAUAAACAAGUAAGACACCUAGCAAAAAGGAAUGGGCCACCCAUGCCAUGAUUCUUUGCUUCGGUGAAGGCGCUGGGAUAUAACUGUAUAGCAUGUGCGCGCUGCUAUUUCUCUCUCACUUACUAGUUAGACCAGCAUUAUCGUUCUUCGUCACCAAAAAAGUAAGUUCCUGUUAUGACUUUGCGAAUGACGCGUUCGGACCAACCUCCCGAAGCGCCUUCAGAGCAGGAUUCAAGAGGUGACAGUUGCUUUGGGUCUGGUACAGAUGGUGUGUUGGGACGAUUACGACGAGAGACUUUCUAGCUCUAUUCAAAACGUGUUGCUGCAGCAUUUUAUGACAUAAACGAGUUCGAUCUUGGAAUCCUAUUGUCUGUAUCACAGUGAUUCGUGAGAGGUUAUGGAUGGCGCUAUGGGUUUGAUCGUGUGAGAAAAUGCUACUCCAAACCUAUCGCCAGAUGCACCAGAUGUAGUGGCCCACAAGUUCAUAUCUAGAGCAAUG
Messenger RNA from Annulohypoxylon maeteangense, 2705 nucleotides. RefSeq lists its product as uncharacterized. The transcript is spliced from 3 exons. Gene Ontology annotation, molecular function: protein binding. NCBI's taxonomy places the organism in Eukaryota, Fungi, Ascomycota, Sordariomycetes, Xylariales, Hypoxylaceae. Gene Ontology annotation, biological process: signal transduction. The coding region runs from base 686 to 2143 and encodes 485 amino acids. The record is from RefSeq and is a predicted model, not a curated record.